AUGAGCGAUAACGCAGAGUACAAGGAGGCAUUCGCGCUCUUCGACAAGCGCGGCACUGGCGCCGUUCCCCGCGAAACCCUGGGCGACCUCCUCCGCGCAGUCGGCCAAAACCCGACCCAAGCAGAAGUGAGCGAUCUCGUCAACUCGGCACCACGCGAAGUCGACUACAAGACCUUCCUCACCAUCCUGAACCGUCCAGAUGGCUUCAAACCAGCCGGCACACCAGAGGAGUUCAUCCGCGGCUUCCAAGUAUUCGACAAAGAAGGCAAUGGCUUCAUCGGCGUCGGCGAGCUGCGCUACGUGCUCACGCAACUCGGCGAGAAGAUGUCAGACGAGGAGGUUGACGAGUUGCUCAAGGGUGUCCAGGUUGGCGCCGAUGGCAACAUCAACUACGAAUCCUUCGUGCGCACCAUUCUCAGCCAGUAG
Messenger RNA from Pleurotus ostreatus (oyster mushroom), 426 nucleotides. Its product is annotated as SCF ubiquitin ligase complex subunit cdc4. Gene Ontology annotation, molecular function: calcium ion binding. Gene Ontology annotation, cellular component: myosin II complex. The record is from RefSeq and is a predicted model, not a curated record. The coding region runs from base 1 to 426 and encodes 141 amino acids. The transcript has 5 exons. Lineage: Eukaryota; Fungi; Basidiomycota; Agaricomycetes; Agaricales; Pleurotaceae. Gene Ontology annotation, biological process: mitotic actomyosin contractile ring assembly.